Agelaius phoeniceus (red-winged blackbird) is the source of this 2317-nucleotide messenger RNA. RefSeq names its product protein kinase AMP-activated non-catalytic subunit beta 2 (gene PRKAB2). The record is from RefSeq and is a predicted model, not a curated record. Gene Ontology annotation, molecular function: protein kinase binding. Gene Ontology annotation, cellular component: nucleotide-activated protein kinase complex; cytoplasm; nucleus. NCBI's taxonomy places the organism in Eukaryota, Metazoa, Chordata, Aves, Passeriformes, Icteridae. Gene Ontology annotation, biological process: signal transduction.
AGAGUGUAACCUGUAAGGGACAGAGGGACUGGAAUACUUUUAGAGAAGAGAAAGGGAAGCUUCACACCUGGUAACAUCUGCACAUAUCUCCCAGGUCUGUCCUGCUACAAGGGAAGUUGAGCCUUUCCCACCUUCCUCCCUAUAGAUGAGAAGUAAGGGAGCCUCAGUGGAGAUACUGGAGAGGAAACUCCUCAGCAGCAGGUCUGGUGGUACAGGGGCAGUUUUUGUGAGGAGCUGUCUGAGCCUCUGCAGAGCAGAGGGGAAAGAUGUCAGAGCAAGAGGUGCAGCUCAUUUCACCUGGAUCUUCAGGUGUACUUGAUCUGCACUGAGAGGGGUGAUGGUAUGGCUUAGCUGCCCACAUGAGCUGCCUUUUAGCCCUCAGGAUUUAAGAAAUACUGUUGUAAUUGCUCCAUAAUGUUCUAAAGCCUGGCUUUGGCUGGCAGCCUCACUUGGCACCCUUCAUAUAACUUGAUCUUUUAAACAAACCUCCAAAUGUCACAAGUGAGCACAUGAAGCAAGGCUGGCUGUCCCCUUGCUUGCUCUGCAGAUCCCACAGUAAGCUGAAAGCUGCAAAGUAAGCCUGGAAGUGGGCAAAAACCCCAGUCCAUCUCAGCUCCUGGAAAGAGGGGCCGUGGGCAAAGGCAGAGUGUUGUUGUGUGUCCCUGCCAGGGGCUGCUGAGGGGCCAUGGGGAACACCACCAGCGAGCGGGUGUCAGGGGAGCGCCAUGGCUCCAAGUCCCAGCGCUCUGACGGCUCCGGUGCCUCCCACCCCGCCAAGGAGCACCCGCACAAGAUCAUGGUGGGCAGCACCGACGACCCCAGCGUCUUCAGCUCCCAUGACUCCAAGAUUCCUGGGGACAAGGAGUUUGUGUCAUGGCAGCCAGAUCUGGAGGAGUCAGUGAAACCAUCCCAACAGGCUCGUCCCACUGUCAUACGCUGGGCUGAUGGAGGCAAGGAGGUCUUCAUCUCCGGAUCCUUCAACAACUGGAGCACCAAGAUCCCACUCAUCAAGAGCCACAAUGACUUUGUUGCUAUCCUGGACCUUCCAGAAGGAGAGCACCAGUACAAAUUUUUUGUGGAUGGCCAGUGGGUUCACGAUCCAUCGGAGCCCGUGGUUACCAGCCAGAUGGGGACGAUAAACAACCUCAUCCACGUCAAGAAGUCUGACUUCGAGGUGUUUGAUGCAUUGAAGGUGGAUUCCCUGGAAAGCUCAGAAACCUCAGGUCGGGAUUUAUCCAGCUCCCCACCGGGACCUUAUGGCCAGGAGAUGUACGUGUACCGGCCUGAAGAGCGCUUCAAAUCCCCACCCAUCCUCCCACCCCACCUCCUCCAGGUCAUCCUCAACAAGGACACCAACAUCUCGUGUGACCCAGCCCUGCUGCCCGAGCCCAACCACGUCAUGCUCAAUCACCUCUACGCACUCUCCAUCAAGGAUGGCGUGAUGGUGCUCAGUGCCACGCACCGCUACAAGAAGAAGUACGUCACCACGCUGCUGUACAAGCCCAUCUGAGCCAGGCCUCACACGCUCCCCACGCAGGACACCAAACGCCGCUUGUCUGCGCACACUGGGCCACGGGACUGUGUGACAACUGGCCACUGGCUCCAGCCUCCAACCUGGCAGGGACGCGGGCCCCGGCAACAAGCUCAGGGCCACUGGGGCCUGUGACGCUGUCCCAUCCUACCGGCGUGGUUCAGCCCUUGGUUUCCACCCACCUGCAGCUUCCCUUGGCUUCUGUGAGUCUCUGGGACCACUUUGCUGCUCACCAGAACAGCCCUUCCUCACGCCCAACACGAAAAGGGCUUCACCCUGCCUGUCUUCUCCAACCUGUGAGGGCCUCAAGGUGGUCCUGGCACUGCACCCAGUCCACGCUCCAGGAACACAUCCUGUUCUUCUGAAGGUUGUGCUGCUGCCCUGGUGCUGAAUCUCCAAGGCCACCUUGUCUGCUAGGGGCUCUGUGACACUCCAGCCUGACAUCUGCCCCCUGUUCCACAGCCCUGGCUGUGGGGCUGCCCCUCAGCUUUUUUGAACCUCCGCGAGGUUCAGCAUCGAGCCGGCAUGAUGGACAGUAGAGCUGGACACAGCCACUCUUACCUGCUGCUGUGAGAGCACCAUCAAGGACUGCAAUGCCCUGUCCCCAAUAUCAGCUGCUUCUGUGGGACAGGGCUGACUUUGUCAUAGUAGAGGGGCACUGGCACAUGCCCUGGGAAGACCAGAGCCGGGCAGGCACUCCAGGACCCCGGCUGCACCGCCUGGUGCCGCAGCAGUGCCGUGGGACAGGGGGUUCUCUAUUUAUUACAGUAUUUAUUGUUCUCGGUG